Diversispora eburnea is the source of this 2004-nucleotide messenger RNA. NCBI's taxonomy places the organism in Eukaryota, Fungi, Glomeromycota, Glomeromycetes, Diversisporales, Diversisporaceae. The record is from the annotation of a GenBank genome assembly.
AUGAAAUAUAUACAUACUUUAUCGGAAUUAGCUAUUGAUAUCCCGUUAACACAAAUCGAUAUACCACCGGCUGUUUAUGAAAUCACACUUCCCCAAUCGUCAAUUGAUGAUGAAAAUGGACCUUUGAUGUUUAAUAUUCCGAUUGAACAACUUAUGGGAUCAGAAGGGGAGAAUGGAUUACCAAGAGUAGUUAAAGAUUGUGUUACUUUUUUACGAGCCGAAGGAUUAUAUACUGAAGGAGUAUUUCGUAGAUCACCCAGUUCAGUUUUAUUAAAACAAGCAAAAGAUGCAUAUGAUCGAGGCAAUCCUAUUAAUUUAGAAGAUUAUGGAGUUCACGUAGCAGCAGUUUUACUUAAAAUGUUUUUUAAUAAUUUACCAGUUGCAGUAUUUCCAGUAGAAACUUAUGAUUUACUUAGACAAAUUCGACAGAGACCCCAAAAUUUCGGAAAAAUAGAAUUUAUAAGAAGUAACAUUUUUCCUUUAUUAUCUCACGCCACAAUUUUACUUUUAAAAUAUGUUUGUGGAUUAUUAGUUGAUGUAUCAAAACAUAAAGAUAAAAAUUUAAUGACAUCUUAUAAUUUAGCUGUAAUGUUUGCACCAAAUCUUGUACAUAGUGGUAAUCCAUUAAUAGAUGUUAGUAUGUGUACUUUGGUAGAAAAUGAUAAAGAAAAUGAUAAAGAAGUUAGUUGUGGUGGAGUUGGAAUAUUUAUGAAACUUUCUAUAAAUUAUUUCGAUUUAAUGUUUGAAGGAUAUGAAGAUCCAAGUGAUCGAAUUAGAAGAGAUGUUGAUGUUGAUGUAGAAACAAAUACAAUAAUGACGACACCACCUUCAACUUUAUCAAAAGUAAUAACAACACCUCCAAAACGUCCAUCAAUUAAAAAAAUGCGAAUUGGUGCAGGAGUUGAAAUUAGUGGAAUAAAAGUACAAGGAAUGUUGGGAAUUGUUCUUCGUCUAAGAAAAUCAAAUUAUGAUGAAAACGAUUCAAAUGAUGAAGAUAAUGAAAAUAUGGAUAUUGAUAGUACCACCACCACAAUAACAAGAGAUUCAAAGGAUUCCCCGAUUUUUUUAUGUUUAUAUAUUGAUAAUGUUGUCAAACCACUUCUCGGAGAAAGUAUUUGCGAAUAUGUUGGUGAAACAAUAUUAUUAAAAGUCCAGACAAAGUUUCUAAAAGAAUUAUCGAAUUCCAUUCGUCGAUUCCGAUCUGUUAAACGACUUCAUAAAGACAUUGAUUUCAAUCAACAAUAUGCAAUUUUAACUUCUGAUCAAACCCAGUUUCCAUUAAUAACUUCUCAGACUCUACCAUCGUCUAUAUUAUUACCAUCAUCAUCUACUCGAUCUUUAUCAUCAUCCACUCGAUCGUUAUCACGAUCUUUAUCAUCAUCUUCCCGAUCUUUAUCUCGAUCUUUAUCAUCAUCAUCGUCAUCAUCUGCAAUAUCACCACCACCUAUUUCAUCACCAACUUUAUCGAUAGAAUUAAAACCGAAAUGGUUAUUUUUACCAUCUUCACCUUUUAUUUCACCUCAAAAUUCUAUAAAAUUUCAAACAUGUAGAUUUUGUAUGCAUAAACAUUAUAAACAAAAAGAUAAUAAAUUCGAUCAAUCAUCAAUAACAGGAUAUUGUCCAUUGGAUUUAAUAUCUUUUGAAAAUCAAAGAAUGGAGAAAUCUAUUGAAGAAUUAUUUAAAUGUCCUGAUAAUAAUUUAAAAAUAUUUUUACAAGGUGAACAGAAUUGGCAACAACAAUUAAGUGAAUUUUUUGAAAUUGAUGUUUUUAAUUCACCAGAUGGAAACCAAAGUCAAAAUAAAUUAAUAAUGGAUUCAGUAGUAAAAUUAUUAUCAAAAACAAUUUUAGCAGAAAGUUCAUUAUUCAAUCAUCUCAAAUAUCUUCAAAGAACUUUAGAUGAAACAGAUAUUGAAGGUAUUCACAAAUUAUACUUGAAUCAACAACAAAGUAAAUCAAAUUUAUUGGAUCCAACAAUUGAAGAAUGGAAAUUUGUGAAAUUGUAG